UCAACUAUUGUUGUGUAAAAUGUUGGAGCACCGCUAAAUGCAAAAAUUGAGAAAUAUGUAAUAAAAUGUUCUUAUAAAAGCAUUUUUACAUUUUACAUAUACGUUUAGUGUUAAUAGAAUUAUCAAUUAAAUACAUCUUGUUCUGUAUUUGAUUUCGAUUUCCUAACCACAAUCAGUGACAUGAUACAUACUGUGAUUGCUGAAAAAUGAUGUCUGAAACGUUUAAUCGUAAGUUAUUUUAUAACACAGUACUGUCUCAAACUUUUUCUCCGGAUGGAAACUAUUUGGCAGCUGGGAAUAUUUAUGGAGAUGUAUCUGUUUUUGAAUUAUCAAAAGCUCUAGGGCCACAUAAAGUGGAUGAAAAUGAAUUACAAGGGCCUACGUAUCAGUUUACUGCUCAUCCUGAUCAACAGGUAAUGAGUAUGGUAUCCACAGAUAAUUUUCUAGUCACUGGAACAUCUGGAGAAGUGCAUGGAUGGAAUUGGAAAAUGGUUACUUCUAGUAAAGCAACUAAAAUUAAGGUUUCGUGGACCGUUCAGCUACCUGUUAAUAAGGACAGUUAUGAAAAGCCAGAUGUUAACUACUUAGUAUAUUCUAAACAAAGUAACCUGUUGUAUGCUGGAUGUGGUGAUAAUAAUAUUUAUGUAAUUAGUUUGGAAGAUGGUAGAAUUGUACGAAGUUUACAAGGGCACACAGAUUAUAUUCAUUGCCUGUCACUGACGGGCAAUCAACUAGCAUCAGGCGGGGAAGACGGAACAGUCAGGUUAUGGGAUUUGCGUAAAAAAGAAAAUACUAAUAUACUGACGCCACAUUUGGUGAACAAAGUUGCGCGAUCUUGGUUGGGCAAAUGGAUUGGCGCUGUGGAUUUCACGGAUGACUGGCUGUUAUGCGGAGGUGGACCAAGUUUGUCGCUGUGGCACAUGCGUACGAUGGAAGCAGCUACCGUGUUCGAAUUACCGGACGAGGGGAUUCACGUGGCGAAUAUUUAUGAAGAACGCGUGAUUGCUGCUGGAGGAUCGCCGCACGUCUAUCAUCUAACAUACCAAGGGGAGAUGUUAGCCAAAGUGCCGACUUCUAGUAACACAGUAUACACCAUUGUUUACCAAGAAACUCCUCAGAAGGCGCUCAGUAUAGGCGGUUCCUCGAACAAUCUUGACGUAUGCACGAACUUUAAUUAUCGUGAACUAAUGUUGAAGUUUGUGUAGCAAAGCAUGUACCGGAUCAAAUCCAAAUUACCUCUUGAUCAACAGGAGUGCCGGGAAUGGGGCGGG
Nomia melanderi (Alkali bee) is the source of this 1271-nucleotide messenger RNA. RefSeq names its product THO complex subunit 6 (gene thoc6). Gene Ontology annotation, molecular function: protein binding. Gene Ontology annotation, cellular component: THO complex; transcription export complex. Gene Ontology annotation, biological process: mRNA export from nucleus. The record is from RefSeq and is a predicted model, not a curated record. NCBI's taxonomy places the organism in Eukaryota, Metazoa, Arthropoda, Insecta, Hymenoptera, Halictidae.